UCAUUGUAGACUCGUUCGAACGUCCCACCCUUUUCUCUCUCCGAAUCAUUCGCAAAUUCGUCUCUUUUUCUCCCUUUUCUGCUUUGCUUGUUCAAAAAGGCAAUUCUUCCUCUCUCCUCCUCCGUUUUCUUCCAUUUAUUUAUGCUUCCUGUUCCAGAUUUUUCAAUUCCUUAAGCCCAUACAGAUUCGAUUUCCUGUUGAUCAUGUCGUUUUUCAGAGGUCUUUCAACUCUCUCAAAGCUUCGUUCUCGUUCAGGACAGCAAUCAUGUCUAAGCAAUUCCUUGAGAUGGAUUCAGAUGCAGAGUUCUUCUGGCCUUGACCUACGUUCAGAGUUAGCAGAACUGAUUCCUGAACAACAGGAACGGCUGAAGAAGAUAAAGAAAGAAUAUGGAAAUGUUGAGCUAGGGAAAAUUAAUGUUGACAUGGUAUUGGGUGGAAUGAGAGGAAUGACUGGUUUACUUUGGGAACCUUCCUUACUUGACCCAGAAGAGGGCAUUCGGUUCAGGGGUUUGUCUAUACCCGAGUGUCAAAAGGUUUUACCCGCUGCAAUUCCAGGUGGAGAGCCAUUGCCUGAAGGUCUUCUUUGGCUUCUUUUAACCGGAAAGGUUCCAAGCAAAGAUCAAGUAGAUGCUUUGUCAGCAGAAUUGCGAACACGAGCUUCAGUCCCAGACCACGUGUACAAAACAAUUGAUGCUCUACCAAUUACUGCUCAUCCGAUGACUCAAUUUGCUACUGGAAUUAUGGCCCUUCAGGUUCAGAGCGAAUUUCAGAAGGCAUAUGAGAAAGGGAUCCACAAAUCAAAAUUUUGGGAGCCAACAUAUGAGGACUGCCUUACUUUGAUCGCUCAAGUUCCUGUUGUUGCAGCUUAUGUUUACCGAAGGAUGUAUAAGAAUGGACAAAUGAUACCAGUUGAUGACUCCCUUGAUUAUGGAGGGAAUUUCGCACAGAUGUUGGGAUUUGACAGCCCCGAAAUGCUUGAGCUGAUGCGGCUUUAUGUCACAAUUCACAGUGAUCAUGAAGGUGGAAAUGUUAGCGCACAUACUGGUCAUCUGGUUGGAAGUGCACUUUCAGAUCCUUACCUUUCAUUUGCAGCUGCUUUAAAUGGAUUGGCUGGCCCACUUCAUGGAUUAGCCAACCAGGAAGUCCUGCUAUGGAUUAAAAAGGUUGUAGAUGAAUGUGGUGAGAACAUCUCCACUGAGCAGUUGAAAGAGUAUGUUUGGAAGACAUUAAACAGCGGCAAGGUUGUUCCUGGAUUUGGUCACGGGGUUCUCAGGAAGACAGAUCCAAGAUACACUUGCCAGAGAGAAUUUGCGUUGAAACACUUACCGGAAGAUCCACUUUUCCAAUUGGUGUCGAAGUUGUACGAUGUGGUGCCUCCUAUUCUAACAGAGCUUGGAAAGGUUAAGAAUCCAUGGCCGAAUGUUGACGCUCAUAGUGGAGUUUUGUUGAACUACUAUGGCUUGACGGAAGCAAGGUAUUAUACAGUUCUAUUUGGGGUAUCUAGGAGUAUCGGAAUUUGCUCACAGUUAAUAUGGGACCGAGCUCUUGGUUUGGCACUAGAAAGGCCAAAGAGUGUAACAAUGGAAUGGCUUGAGAAGUUCUGUAAGAAAGCAACAUAAUAAUACUGGUGUGGUGGUAAAUUAACUUGUUAUUGUUCUUAACAAGUUUACAAAUAAGUUAGUUUAGUGUAGAAAGUAUCCUUUCGGAAAUGAAAGGAGAGUGAGGACUGAGGAGUUUUAGGACGAGUAUUCGUUAUCUCUUGCAACAUACAUAAAGUGUUGCAUUUUGUAAUUUGCACAUGUAACACACAAUCAUGGAUCUUGAAAACACGAGAAUUGAAGAGUUUGAAUGUGAGAAAGAAAUAAACAUUUUUGCAGGUA
Spinacia oleracea (spinach) is the source of this 1880-nucleotide messenger RNA. RefSeq names its product citrate synthase, mitochondrial. The transcript is spliced from 20 exons. The record is from RefSeq and is a predicted model, not a curated record. The coding region runs from base 204 to 1619 and encodes 471 amino acids. Gene Ontology annotation, cellular component: mitochondrial matrix. NCBI's taxonomy places the organism in Eukaryota, Viridiplantae, Streptophyta, Magnoliopsida, Caryophyllales, Amaranthaceae. Gene Ontology annotation, biological process: citrate metabolic process; tricarboxylic acid cycle; carbohydrate metabolic process.